CAACUACAGGAUCGAGUGUCUACAGGAUCUUCGAGGGACUUGAACUGAGUUUGCAAAAGAAACGGGGGCCCUGUGGUUUUAGCAUGUUAUUUCGAUAUGGCUGAAAAGAAAAUUAUUCAAGAAUCCAUGCAAGUUGCAGCAAAAAAGUUCCUGGAGUUUGUUAAUGGGGGCCCAUCACCAUUUCAUGUGGUGGGUGAAUGCAAGAAAAGGCUCAUAGCAGCAGGAUUUCAAGAGCUGGUGGAGAAAGAUCACUGGGAUUUGAAGCCUCUACAAAAGUACUUUGUCACCAGGAACCAAUCAACGAUUAUUGCUUUUGCUGUUGGUGGUCAGUAUAAACCUGGUAAUGGAUUUACCAUUGUAGGAGCGCACACUGAUAGCCCAUGCUUUAAGGCAAAGCCAGUGUCCAAGCUGACAAAACAUGGAUAUCAACAAGUUGGUGUAGAGUGUUAUGGUGGAGGUAUAUGGGGGACAUGGUUUGACAGGGAUUUGACCAUUGCUGGCAGGGUUCUUGUUAAGAGAGGGGAUAAGGUAGAGCACCACCUUGUUAAUGUCAACAAACCCAUCCUGYGAAUACCGCACUUGGCAAUCCAUCUACAGAGAGAGAUGAAUGAUAAAUUCUCUCCCAAUAAAGAGACUCACUUAGUACCAAUCCUGGCCACCACUUUUCAAGAACAACUGAAUAAAGAUACAUCUGACGAAACCUCCGGCUCUGACCAAGACAAGGAGCCAAAGCCAAAAACUAAAGCUGACUCCCAUCACUCACUUCUGAUGAAGCUCAUCAUGGACAAUUUGGGAUUUGAGUGCAACCCAGAUCAAGUGGUUGACUUUGACCUCUGCCUUGCAGAUACCCAACCUGCUGUACUGGGUGGACCCUUGGAGGAAUUUAUCUUUUCUCCAAGGCUUGAUAAUCUGGUCAAUGCUUUUGCUGCUUUAGAGGGAUUGAUCUUGUCAUUAGAGGGGCCUACGAUCAAUACUGAUCCUAACAUACGGCUCAUAAAUCUGUAUGACAAUGAAGAGGUUGGUUCUGUAAGUGCUCAUGGUGCAGGAUCAAUGCUCACAGAAAUCAUUCUGAGAAGACUUGCCGCUGGAGGAGGUUCAGCAAGUUUUGAGGAGGCCAUACCCAAGUCUUUUCUUGUGAGUGCUGACCAAGCUCAUGCUGUUCAUCCUAACUACUCGGAAAAGCAUGAAGAGAACCACAGGCCAGAGCUUCAUAAGGGUCCGGUGUUGAAGUUCAAUGCCAAUCAGAAAUAUGCCACCACAGCAGUUACUGCAAGUGUUUUGAGACUAGUAGCAGAGAAGAUGGACAUACCAUUGCAGGAAGUGUGCGUGAGAAAUGAUUCUACUUGUGGUUCUACCAUUGGACCUAUUCUGUCAGCUAAGCUUGGAAUGAGAACUGUUGAUAUCGGAGGACCACAACUGGCAAUGCAUUCCAUCAGAGAGAUGUGCUGUACUUCCAGUAUUUACCAGUGUUCUCAUCUGUUCAAGGGAUUCUUUCAACACUUUCCAAGUAUUGAUUCAUCUUUUGUCAAUAUUUGAACUUGGAUCAUCCAUACCUGAAGUUUUUCCAGAUGUAACCAAAGUUACAGCAGACUAAAUUUAUGCACUGUAGUUUAACAGAAUAAUAUUUAUCCCCAAAAAAUCUUAAAUAAAUAAAUUAAAAGCAAAAUGGGAAUUUUUUGUAGAUGUAACCAAAGUUACAGCAGACUAAAUUUAUACACUGUAGUUUAACAGAAUAAUAUUUAUCCCCAAGAAAUCUUGAAUAAAUAAAGUUAAAGCAAAAUGGGAA
This is a messenger RNA of Actinia tenebrosa (Australian red waratah sea anemone), 1786 nucleotides long. RefSeq names its product aspartyl aminopeptidase. Lineage: Eukaryota; Metazoa; Cnidaria; Anthozoa; Actiniaria; Actiniidae. Gene Ontology annotation, biological process: proteolysis. The record is from RefSeq and is a predicted model, not a curated record. Gene Ontology annotation, molecular function: zinc ion binding; aminopeptidase activity.